Messenger RNA from Cannabis sativa, 914 nucleotides. RefSeq lists its product as uncharacterized. The transcript has 5 exons. The coding region runs from base 278 to 643 and encodes 121 amino acids. NCBI's taxonomy places the organism in Eukaryota, Viridiplantae, Streptophyta, Magnoliopsida, Rosales, Cannabaceae. The record is from RefSeq and is a predicted model, not a curated record.
AUUUCGUGAAUAAAAAAUAAAAAAACAUAAGUACUUUGUUGGUUCUACCAAAAAUAAAAUAAAAUAAAAUAAAUUCUCCUUCAGCUUCCAUUUGGUGAAAGGGGCCGCUUUUUACUGAGUGAGAGGAGCUCAUACAUCAGUGGAAUUACCUCCGAUCUCUCGUAUCUCCUAUCUCACCUUCACCUUCUCUCUCUAAGUCGACGGCGCUUCUCAUCGGCUGACUUUCCCUCACCCGAUCCUCGACCACACCAACGGACCACGAUUUUUGAAGAAGUCCAUGGCUACACCUGGGAAUUCAAUGCUCUAUUCUUUUCUUCUGUUUAUUGUCAUUCUCUCGCUUCAAGAAAUGUAUAGAGGAAAAUUAGCAUCAACAGAGUUAUAUACCAUCCUUGGGGGGUUUACUAGCUCUCUGCUGUUCCUUUCUUUGCUGACGUUCAUUGGUAAUUUUCAGGAAACUUGUGGUGCAAAGACCGGCUGGGGUGCUGUAAUUAUAGCUGAACUCGUUGCUCUUAUUGCUGCUGGCACUGUCCAUCGAGUUUGUAUAACAACAUGCUUCUUGUUUUCAGUUGGAUUACUGUACGAAAUUAACAAGCUUUCUGGGAUGGCUCUUUCCAAAGUUGAAUCCAAAGCAAAAAGGCACUGAAUGUGCAUUUUCUAUCUAGACUAAGUUCACUUGAAAAGUUACUAUUUGGAGAUUGAAUCAGAUGGUCGCCAAAAAUGUAACAAGAUUAGAAGAUGAUUACUAGUUUUAUUGAUUUAUAGAAAGCAGACUAAAGAAUUGACCUAUAUAUAUGUAAUCGAUUUCUCUAUCUCUUUGAACAGUUACAAAAAAAUAGUUAGUAACAUAUCAGAAAUUUUAAAGAGCUAUGUCAACUAGAUCCGAACUUUUUUAUAUAGCCGAUCUGGUGCUCGAA